Episyrphus balteatus (marmalade hoverfly) is the source of this 1327-nucleotide messenger RNA. RefSeq names its product lipopolysaccharide-induced tumor necrosis factor-alpha factor homolog. NCBI's taxonomy places the organism in Eukaryota, Metazoa, Arthropoda, Insecta, Diptera, Syrphidae. Gene Ontology annotation, molecular function: zinc ion binding. Bases 90 to 590 code for a protein of 166 amino acids. The record is from RefSeq and is a predicted model, not a curated record. The transcript has 3 exons.
ACUUAAAGCAGUUAGUGGGUUAUUCAAUAAAGUGCACUUUGUUAGAUAAACAGAGUUUCAUAAAGACUACUUAUAUUUUUAUUCAAUUAAUGGAAAAGGCAAACAUAAACAAUCCUCCAAUGGAUUAUACAUCACCGCCCUCUUACGAUCAGGCAACUGGAAGCAGUACCGAUCAGACACCACAACAACGAUCAUAUCCCAAACCACCAUUAGGAUUUAUUCCCGCUGAUAACUAUUCAAAUAUGCCACCAGUUCAACAACAGCCAAUCUAUCCAACAAAUUACCCCCAACAACAAGGACAACCACCAGCACCGCAACCCACAAGGGUUGUUUACAUUCAAAAUCAUGUGCUUCCACUUGGACCAAGAGAAGUCUACUUAACUUGUCCUCACUGUCAUAUUCAAAAAUUAUCUAGAAUUGAGCCAGAGCCCAGUUCAAAAACCCAUCUUAUGGCUGCACUUUUAUGUAUUUUAGGAUUUUGGUGUUGUGCUUGCUUGCCAUAUUGCAUAGAAAGUUGCAUGAAUAUUAAUCAUUACUGUGGAAAUUGCAAUACUUUUCUUGGCACAUAUACUGGAAAUGGUUUACAUUGAAAUUGGGUUUUUCAAAUAUUUCUAUAGAAAUAUGUACUUAUAGAAACCUUAUAGAAACCUACGUGUAUUUUUUAUUAAACUUAUUUAUAUAUGUAUAUUUUUUAUCUUGGUAAACAGACAAAAACAAACAAAUAUGUGCUGUUUACUCAAUUGUAAAUAUUUUUAUCAUCAACUAAAAGCGAUAACCAAAGUUCUUCUUUGCAUUAAUAUAAAUUUUUAUUCAAGUUGUUGUCUUUUAUUACACUUCAUAUAACGCUAAUUAGAGUGUUAAAGAAUUUAAUUCCGGUGACGAAUUGAUAAAAGUUGAUAUCAAACAUGUGAUAGUAAAAAUGUUGUUUUCUGAUAUAAAAAAUUAAUAUCUAUAAAACUCUGGGAUUUUGGGUGAAAAGUUUUGGGGAUUCCCAAUCCAGAAUUGAUUGAAUUUUUCAUUGAAAUUGUUGACGCCAAUGCACUUUUGAAAACAUUUAUUGUUAACUAAAGAAACAGGUUUAGGAAUUUUUGAUUGGCGUUGUAUGGUAUGGUGAAAUAAGGGGAAAAAAACUUGUAAGCUCGAAUCAUUGACACGAGUAGACUUAAUCAAUUAAUCAAAAUAUUAAAAAUAAAAAGAUGUAAGAGUAAUAAAAUAUAAGAACUCUCGGUCGCAGAUACUUGCUCUAAAAAUACAAGUUGAUUGUUAAAUUUUUUGAAAUUGAAAAUUAAAUUAAAAUACCUAAAUAAAUAAUAUAUACAAUCUGAAA